AGCCAAGGGUUUUUAUUUAUAAAUUUUCUAUUACCUAAGCAUUAAAAAAAAUUGGGCUCCUCUGUGGUUUACGUACAAUUAUAUGUGCAUGUACACCAAUACACAGGCACACGUAUAUAUUUCAUUUUAUUGAAACAUUCAGAAAAUACUGGGAGUGAAGCCUGACUUGCAAUACAGUUCUCUUUGCUGGCAAUGAGCAUCUGAAAUAAUGACACUUUUUUCUUUAGUGCAUAUGAACUGUUUGUCUCCAGAACAGAAAACCAAAAGUUUAAAAACAAGAUACUCCCGUUGACAUCAAGUCUUCAGAAUUAUUCAUCUGAUGCUUCCUAGUUUCCAACGUUUCGCUUUUUUCGAUUUGCACAGGCAGCUGUUGAACGCUGAUGCUACACAAACGGUUACAAUUGUUUACUUAAGCAAAAAAUGCCACCAGACUGACUCCAUCCUCAAAAUGCAGUCAUCUCGACGGGGGGAGGCAUCACACUUGGGGAGCCUUGCCAGGGGCCAGAUCAUAACCCUGAGGUGACACAGGGUAGGACGCGCAAAACCACCGGCGCCAGGGCGUUUCCGCAGGGUUUCCCAAAAGUCAAACGCAGCGGCUCACGGUUUGCCACGUCCCCCAGGAGAAUGGUAGGCACAGAGAGGAAAUGUGGAGGGGGCACAAACCGCAAGGUGAAGAAAACGAACAAACACCGAGUUGAUACGGAUAGUCCCCGUUCCCCUGAGGGCCGACCCCAUGACUCCCGAUGAGCGUCCAGUUGCGCCGGGCGUCCCUGGGCCUCCCAGCGUCUUUCCCGGAGGUUCAUCGCCCCACGGCGGAAAGCGCUCUCGGUUCCGCUUUCCGGCCCCAGCCUCCCGGGCGCCCUCGCGCGGCGGCUAACGCUGGUCCUCGGCCGGGCGCGCUGACGUCAUCGUGCGACGGAGUGAGCCCGGAUGGGGCGGCGGGCUUCGGGAGCGCCCGGGCUGAUCCGAGCCGAGCGGGCCGUAUCUCCUUGUCGGCGCAGCUGAUUCCCGGCUCUGAGGAGGCCUCUAGGCAGCCGCGCAGCUUCCGUGUUUGCUGCGCCCGCAGUGCGAUUUACAACCCUGAAGAAUCUCCCUAUCCCUAUUUUGUCCCCCUGCAGUAAUAAAUCCCAUUAUGGAGAUUUCGAAACUUUAUAAAGGGAUAUAGUUUGAAUUCUAUGGAGUGUAAUUUUGUGUAUGAAUUAUAUUUUUAAAACAUUGAAGAGUUUUCAGAAAGAAGGCUAGUAGAGUUGAUUGCUGAUACUUUAUGCUAAGCAGUACUUUUUUGGUAAUACAAUAUUUUGUUAGGCGUUUCUGAUAACACUAGAAAGGACAAGUUUUAUCUUGUGAUAAAUUGAUUAAUGUUUACAACAUGACUGAUAAUUAUAGCUGAAUAGUCCUUAAAUGAUGAACAGGUUAUUUAGUUUUUAAAUGCAGUGUAAAAAGUGUGCUGUGGAAAUUUUAUGGCUAACUAAGUUUAUGGAGAAAAUACCUUCAGUUGAUCAAGAAUAAUAGUGGUAUACAAAGUUAGGAAGAAAGUCAACAGGAUGCUGCAGGAAAUGGAAACAAAUACAAAUGAUAUUUAACAAAGAUAGAGUUUACAGUUUGUGAACUUCAAGCCAAAUUCAUUUGACAUCAAGCACUAUAGCAGGCACAGGUUCAACAAAGCUUGUGGGUAUUGACUUCCCCAAAAGUUGUCAGCUGAAGUAAUUUAGCCCACUUAAGUAAAUACUAUGAUGAUAAGCUGUGUGAACUUAGCCUUUAAAUAGUGUGACCAUAUGAAGGUUUUAAUUACUUUUGUUUAUUGGAAUAAAAUGAGAUUUUUUGGGUUGUCAUGUUAAAGUGCUUAUGGGGAAAGAAGCCUGCAUAUAAUUUUUUACCUUGUGGCAUAAUCAGUAAUUGGUCUGUUAUUCAGGCUUCAUAGCUUGUAACCAAAUAUAAAUAAAAGGCAUAAUUUAGGUAUUCUGUAGUUUCUUAGAAUUUUGAUAAUAUAAAUCUCUGUGAAAAAUCAAGGAGUUUUAACAUUUUCAGAAGUGCAUCCACCUUUCAGGGCUUUAGGUUAGUAUUACUCAAGAUUAUGAACAAAUAGCACUUAGGUUACCUAAAAGAGUUACUACAACCCCAGAGAGUUGUGUUCUAAGUAGUAUCUUGGUAAUUCAGAGAGAUACUCAUACUACCUGAAUAUAAACUGAGAUAAAUCCAGUAAAGAAAGUGUAGUAAAUUCUACAUAAGAGUCUAUCAUUGAUUUCUUUUUGUGGUAAAAAUCUUAUUUCAUGUGAAGAAAUUUCAUGUGAAUGUUUUAGCUAUCAAACAGUACUAUCACCUACUCAUGCACAAAACUGCCUCCCAAAGACUUUUCCCAGGUCCCUCGUAUCAAAACAUUAAGAGUAUAAUGGAAGAUAGCACGAUCUUGUCAGAUUGGACAAACAGCAACAAACAAAAAAUGAAGUAUGACUUUUCCUGUGAACUCUACAGAAUGUCUACAUAUUCAACUUUCCCCGCCGGGGUGCCUGUCUCAGAAAGGAGUCUUGCUCGUGCUGGUUUUUAUUAUACUGGUGUGAAUGACAAGGUCAAAUGCUUCUGUUGUGGCCUGAUGCUGGAUAACUGGAAACUAGGAGACAGUCCUAUUCAAAAGCAUAAACAGCUAUAUCCUAGCUGUAGCUUUAUUCAGAAUCUGGUUUCAGCUAGUCUGGGAUCCACCUCUAAGAAUACGUCUCCAAUGAGAAACAGUUUUGCACAUUCAUUAUCUCCCACCUUGGAACAUAGUAGCUUGUUCAGUGGUUCUUACUCCAGCCUUUCUCCAAACCCUCUUAAUUCUAGAGCAGUUGAAGACAUCUCUUCAUCGAGGACUAACCCCUACAGUUAUGCAAUGAGUACUGAAGAAGCCAGAUUUCUUACCUACCAUAUGUGGCCAUUAACUUUUUUGUCACCAUCAGAAUUGGCAAGAGCUGGUUUUUAUUAUAUAGGACCUGGAGAUAGGGUAGCCUGCUUUGCCUGUGGUGGGAAGCUCAGUAACUGGGAACCAAAGGAUGAUGCUAUGUCAGAACACCGGAGGCAUUUUCCCAACUGUCCAUUUUUGGAAAAUUCUCUAGAAACUCUGAGGUUUAGCAUUUCAAAUCUGAGCAUGCAGACACAUGCAGCUCGAAUGAGAACAUUUAUGUACUGGCCAUCUAGUGUUCCAGUUCAGCCUGAGCAGCUUGCAAGUGCUGGUUUUUAUUAUGUGGGUCGCAAUGAUGAUGUCAAAUGCUUUUGUUGUGAUGGUGGCUUGAGGUGUUGGGAAUCUGGAGAUGAUCCAUGGGUAGAACAUGCCAAGUGGUUUCCAAGGUGUGAGUUCUUGAUACGAAUGAAAGGCCAAGAGUUUGUUGAUGAGAUUCAAGGUAGAUAUCCUCAUCUUCUUGAACAGCUGUUGUCAACUUCAGAUACCACUGGAGAAGAAAAUGCUGACCCACCAAUUAUUCAUUUUGGACCUGGAGAAAGUUCUUCAGAAGAUGCUGUCAUGAUGAAUACACCUGUGGUUAAAUCUGCCUUGGAAAUGGGCUUUAAUAGAGACCUGGUGAAACAAACAGUUCAAAGUAAAAUCCUGACAACUGGAGAGAACUAUAAAACAGUUAAUGAUAUUGUGUCAGCACUUCUUAAUGCUGAAGAUGAAAAAAGAGAAGAGGAGAAGGAAAAACAAGCUGAAGAAAUGGCAUCAGAUGAUUUGUCAUUAAUUCGGAAGAACAGAAUGGCUCUCUUUCAACAAUUGACGUGUGUGCUUCCUAUCCUGGAUAAUCUUUUAAAGGCCAAUGUAAUUAAUAAACAGGAACAUGAUAUUAUUAAACAAAAAACGCAGAUACCUUUACAAGCGAGAGAACUGAUUGAUACCAUUUUGGUUAAAGGAAAUGCUGCGGCCAACAUCUUCAAAAACUGUCUAAAAGAAAUUGACUCUCCAUUGUAUAAGAACUUAUUUGUGGAUAAGAAUAUGAAGUAUAUUCCAACAGAAGAUGUUUCAGGUCUGUCACUGGAAGAACAAUUGAGGAGGUUGCAAGAAGAACGAACUUGUAAAGUGUGUAUGGACAAAGAAGUUUCUGUUGUAUUUAUUCCUUGUGGUCAUCUGGUAGUAUGCCAGGAAUGUGCCCCUUCUCUAAGAAAAUGCCCUAUUUGCAGGGGUAUAAUCAAGGGUACUGUUCGUACAUUUCUCUCUUAAAGAAAAAUAGUCUAUAUUUUAACCUGCAUAAAAAGAUCUUUAAAAUAUUGUUGAACACUUGAAGCCAUCUAAAGUAAAAAGGGAAUUAUGAGUUUUUCAAUUAGUAACAUUCAUGUUCUAGUCUGCUUUGGUACUAAUAAUCUUGUUUCUGAAAAGAUGGUAUCAUAUAUUUAAUCUUAAUCUGUUUAUUUACAAGGGAAGAUUUAUAUUUGGUGAACUAUAUUAGUAUGUAUGUAUGGACCUAAGGGAGUAGUGUCACUGCUUGUUAUGUAUCAUUUCAGGAGUUACUGGAUUUGUUGUUCUUUCAGAAAGCUUUGAAUACUAAAUUACAGUGUAGAAAAGAACUGGAAACCAGGAACUCUGGAGUUCAUCAGAGUUAUGGUGCCGAAUUGUCUUUGGUGCUUUUCACUUGUGUUUUAAAAUAAGGAUUUUUCUCUUAUUUCUCCCCCUAGUUUGUGAGAAACAUCUCAAUAAAGUGCUUUAAAAAGA
This is a messenger RNA of Gorilla gorilla gorilla (western lowland gorilla), 4672 nucleotides long. It is a transcript of the gene BIRC2, whose product is annotated as baculoviral IAP repeat containing 2. The coding region runs from base 2327 to 4183 and encodes 618 amino acids. Gene Ontology annotation, molecular function: cysteine-type endopeptidase inhibitor activity involved in apoptotic process; ubiquitin protein ligase activity. The transcript is spliced from 9 exons. NCBI's taxonomy places the organism in Eukaryota, Metazoa, Chordata, Mammalia, Primates, Hominidae. Gene Ontology annotation, biological process: regulation of cell cycle; positive regulation of protein ubiquitination; negative regulation of necroptotic process. The record is from RefSeq and is a predicted model, not a curated record. Gene Ontology annotation, cellular component: nucleus; cytoplasm.